Molecule: messenger RNA, 1826 nt
Organism: Kickxella alabastrina
Lineage: Eukaryota; Fungi; Kickxellomycota; Kickxellomycetes; Kickxellales; Kickxellaceae
Exons: 1
Coding region: 121-1710 (529 amino acids)
Biological process (GO): transmembrane transport
Molecular function (GO): transmembrane transporter activity
Source: RefSeq, a predicted model, not a curated record
AACAAUGAUGCACUUAAUACAACUCUGGGCGGUGCUCAGAAAAAGGUUGUUACUGAGUGGCGCCGCUUCGACAAAAUUUUGAUUAUUAUUGGACUUUUUUUCUUAAACUUUAUUAUUGCCAUGUACACAAGCUCCACCACUACAGUGCAGCCCAAUGUUCUCAGCGACUUUAAUGCCAUGUCGCGCGCCGGUUUUAUUGGAACAACAUCUAACGUGCUGAUUGCCGUUAUACGUCCUGUUUUUGCCAAAAUGUCUGACGUAUUUGGCCAUUUUCAGGCCCUACUGCUGGCCAUGGUGUUUGAGGUGCUGGGCUCGUUAAUAUGUUCCUUUUCCAAUAACUUUUCGACUAUUUUUGGCGGAACUUCUAUUUCGGUGCUAGGUCAAGCCGGCUAUAAAACCUUGGUGGCAAUUAUUCUCGCCGAAAUACUGCCUAUUCAUAUGCGAGCAUCGGUUGCAGCUUACGUUUCUGUUCCAAACAUUGUUAAUUAUUAUCUAGGAGUUGAGGUCGGUAAUAGCUUGAUUGACAGAUGGCAGUGGGUCUAUGGAAUUCUGGCCAUUCUGGCUGUUGCCUGCGCUAUGCCGGCACUCUGCAGCUUAUACAUCCAGGACAGACGUGCGCGUGCUGUUUUAAACAGCAUUUCAGAAUUAAAGGCUGAAAACAAUAGGAGUCCAAUAUUGAAGCGCAUCAAUAAUGCGCUCGUAGAUCUUGACAUUUUCGGACUUGUCCUGAUCAGCGGCGGCCUUUUGGCCUUACUUGCGCCACUUGGCAUGGAGCUUAACAUUAUGUAUGGAUGGGGCAGUGUGCAAUUCAUUGCGCCCCUCUGCAUCGGUGCACUUGUCCUGACCAUAUUCGUGUACUAUGAGCGUUUUGUGGCAAAAUUCCCCCUGGUGCCCUUCAGGUUGUUCAAGUCGCGCACAUUCACCUGCGCCAUUAUUGCCAACAUAUUCUUCAACUACUCAUCCAAGAUCUCACUAUAUUACUUCAACCCUUACACUCAGGUCACAAGCGAGGUAUCAUCAAGGACAGCCAUGUUUUUACAGCUUGGAGCCACUGGGUUCUACAUUGGCAUGUUUCUUGGCGGCCUAGCAAUGCAGUACUCCAAGCGGUACCGCCGCUGGUCGUGGAUCGGCUGGGCACUAUGGCUUGUCAAUAUUUGCAUAAUGGUUCACUCGCGCGGCGGAAAAGCAAAUGGAGUAGCCAUUACAGAGAUUGCCAUCGUGCAGCUUCUGCAAGGUAUCGGCGAUGGCAUAGUUACCUGCUGCGUCGGUAUUGGAAUUCAAGCAUCCGUAUCUACUGUAGACUUGCCGAUUGCCAUAACAUUGUAUAGCAUGGUGGCUUGUCUUGGAAACGUCCUGGGCGAAGCCACAGCAACAACCGUGUGGGUCAACACAUUGCCCUCAAAGCUCAAGGGACACAUGCGCAUGGAUGUGGAUAUUGACAGCGCGAUCAACAAUAUUAAUUACUUUUUAGGAUUGCCUGUGGACCAGCGAGCCAUUGUGCAGGAUGCGUAUGUGAGUACACAAAAGAAUAUUACUUUUUGCUGUAUUGUCUCGAUGCUUAUAGCUGGAAUUGCUAUGUCUGGACUUGUACCCCAUGACUUGUCUGAAAUCAGCGCAGAUAAUGAACCAGUUAAUAAGGAGAAUGUGCUGGAUCAAAAGGAUUCGUCUGCGGAUAUUUCCCUAGACUUUGUGGAAAAACUUCAAAAAUAAGUUUGGGUAGAUACAAUCUAUAUUAAUUAAAAUAUAACUGUUAGUAAUUUUGUUGAACAAAAAAGUUAGCUUAUAUAAAACAUUAUAUCAGCAUUUUUAGCUUGAAAAGUUUAUUU